AUGCAUCCGGUAACUCCAGGUGUAAAGCCAGGCUGUCAGGGUCAUUGUACCAGUUAUGGGAUGUACUGCAGGAAUGGAGGAAAGUGUGUGGAGAAAUAUAAUGGUUACUCCUGUGACUGCACUGCCACGGCAUAUGACGGACCCUUCUGCACCAAAGAUGUGGGGGGCUUCUUUGAGGCGGGCACUCUGGUGAGAUACAACUUCCUGUCAGAGGCAGCGGCAGCCAAUCAGGACGCAAGGUUCCUUGCCCAACCUUUAACUGCACAGGAAGUGAAUCUGACAGGAGAAGCAGUAGCGUUUAGCUUCAGUACAUCCAACACACCGGCUAUACUGCUGUACGUCAGCUCCAAGACACAAGACUACCUGGCACUGGUGCUACGGCAGAAUGGAACUCUCCAGGUGCGGUAUAACCUGGGCGGUCUCAAGGAGCCGUUCACCAUAGACGUGGACCAGCGUAACCUAGCCAACGGACAGCCACACACCAUCAACAUGUCCAGAAGCAACAGGACUAUCACCAUACAGUUGGACCACUACCCCCCUGUCAGUUACUCUCUCCCAGAGGCUUCAAACACACACUUCAACCUGGUCAAGACAUUAUUCCUGGGGAAAGUAUUUGGAGAUGGUGGGGUUAUGAAGUUGGAGCCAUGGGAGACCGAGGAUUACUUUGUGUACGGGUGCGGUGGUGAUGAGGAAGGGAAGGCUUUCCUGGUGCAUGGGUCCCACAGUGAGG
Messenger RNA from Salvelinus sp. IW2-2015, 730 nucleotides. Lineage: Eukaryota; Metazoa; Chordata; Actinopteri; Salmoniformes; Salmonidae. The record is from RefSeq and is a predicted model, not a curated record.